CUGUGGUGAUGCGUUUCCUCUUACCUAAGCCGACGCCAUUUUGUUCUCAGUUCGAGUGGGCAAGAGAACGCGGCGGUCGUGUUGUUCUUUCAAGAACCAAUGUUUUAACUCUAAAUGUAAAACUGUAACUAACGUACCGCUGAAGAUGAAAAUUUCAUGCGCCGAGUAAUUCUGGUAAAUUUGUCUUGAUUUGUGUCGUGCAAAUGCAUUUUGAUCUUGCUAAGCAGAUGUGUGUUGUCUAGCUAUUUGCCAUAAUUUCACUCCGUGGACAGUUUAUUAGGUUCCACCCCGUUUUAGAAAAACCCUGUUGUGCCAUGCAGAUACGCAAAAUGCAUUCGGUUACUGUUCGUCUGAUGAAUAGAAUGGGCAGAACGAGUUAUUUAAACGACUCUGAGAUUACGGCUGGUGCUAUACGUGCCGGUUACACUGUCCGUGAAACGGCAAUCCCAUUUUUUCAUGUACGACAGUGUCUGUUGUACCAAGAAAGGUGUGCAAAACUCAAAACAUAGUAACAGUCAUGGGGUCGCAAACAUCUCUGAUGAUAAAAGUCGGAGAAGUGCAAGGAUUGGGAACAAAUAACAGCACAGUAUGACAAUGGUGUGCAGAAGGGCAUUUUGGGACGUCAACCUAGUAGAGCAUCUUUGUGGAGAGAUGGAACGGUUUACAUGGAAUUUCCAGUAUGUAGUAGUCCAUGAAUACUUGUCUCUUAACCUAAUAAACUGGCCACUGAUGGUAUAGGUAACAAGACUGGAACACUUGACUUGGCUCAGUGGUAGUAGUUUAUGGUUAAGCCCUAAUGUCUAGCUUAUCACUUAAAGAUAGUUACUCAGCAUCCGUUUCAAGAUACAAGGUGUAUCUUGAAACACAACAUGUGUUUGAAAUUUGAGAGUGAGUAACUGUUUGGAUCAGAUGCUAUCCUUUGACCUCAAAGCUUUGCAAUGGUGAAAGUCCUCCUAAAUGUGAAGCUGCAACAUGACUCCUAUGCAACACAUUGAUGUGAAAUCAUAUUGAUGACAGCUGCUGUGUAUGUUUGUGUGCCAGUGUCUGCCCUUUAAUGACCAUUCUUUUCAGCUGCCUGGGGAGUCUUCUUGUCUUUUCAAGGUUUAGCAGCAGCUCCUCUUUUCGGUGGACCUCUGGAAGUGGAUAGGAAAGAAUGUAGAUCCCCAGAAGAUUCCCCCCCCCCCCAAAAAAAGCAGCGUUUUCCCUCUCCCCACCUUGUCUGCCCUCCACCUUAACCCACCAAGUAUUGGAAGACCUUGAAGAUUUUUUUUUGAUCCACAAUUAUUUUCCCUAAUUGCCCCCUCCCAUUUUACUUGCCAAUUCUUGCCAGUCCAUCCCUCCCAAGUAAUUUUCUUGGAUGAAAACCCAGAAAGGAGAUGCAGCUUUUUUCCUUUUCAUCUCGCUUUUUAACCACCUCAGUUUCUCUAUCCAGUUAUUCCUUUCUAUUAAAAACAAACAAAAAAACAACCAACCCAUGGACACUCUGUUAAGCUUUAUCAGUCUGGUGUCCAGGCCAGGUGUUCUCUGGAGGUCCUAGGACGACUAUCUCUGGCACACCUUUACACUCUUAUCUCAUGGACCAAGUGUUCCUUCAGGACCUCUAUUGCCACGGAGACGCCCAGUCAGAAGUGCUCAGAGAGGAGGAGAGAUCAUCUCAACCACACCAGCGAGUUUCCUGAGGACCCUGAAUAGACCUACCGUGCCGCCAUCCCACUAAACAGGGCUGUGACACCAUCAUCCACCCCCUGAAAACACCAGCCGUGACGCCAUCAUCCACACCCUAAGAAAAACACCAGCCGUGACGCCAUCAUCCACCCCCUGAAAAAAACACCAGCCGUGAAGCCAUCAUCCACCCCCUGAAAAAAACACCAGCUGUGAGUGACGCCAUCAUCCGCCCCUGAAAACCCACCAAAAGUUUACCAGUCCUAAAGGUUUGAUCAUGACGAACAAUGGAGACGACUGCUACUUCUUCUACUACUCCACCUGCACCAAGGGAGACAGCUGUCCGUUCAGACACUGCAAGGCAGCCAUGGGCAGUGAGACGGUCUGCAGCCUCUGGCAGGAGGGACGCUGCUUUCGUAUGGUCUGCAAGUUCCGCCACAUGGAGAUCAAGAAAAAUCGCAGAGAGAUUGCCUGCUACUGGGAAAACCAGCCGGCCGGCUGUCAGAAGUCACACUGUGCAUUCCACCAUGAGAAACCCCGCUUCAUCGAUGGCCACUUUGUCCCUGCAGAUAAAGGCUCUGCCUCUAAUGAAGUGGAACAGCCCCAAGAAGAGCCUGCCCCCCCACCUCCUCCCGCCCCUCUCCCCAGCGCAGCCAAUCCCCAACUCCGAGGGGUCAUCAAGGCAGAGACUCAGGAGAGUGUUCCCAGCCCCACCCACCCGCCUGUGGUCAUCAACCCAGCAGAUGACGAUGAGGACGAGGAUGAUCAGUGCUCCGAGGACGAGACUUCUCCCAGGAAGCUGGCCAAGGUCUCCAGCUCGGACGACUCUAUGAACUUUGGCAUCCGGACCCUGGAGGAGAUCCGCCUGAGGAGGGCCCUAAAGGCCAGCAUGAAGAGAUACGGUACCCCACUAGAGGAGGCCUCCCUGUCUGGCCAGGUGACCAACGGAGGCGGUAAAGAGGAGAGCAUGACCGUGUAUGGCGGCCCCGCCCUCUUCUCUGCCACCAGCGAGGUCGCCGCCUGCAGAGAAGUAACUGGAAGACGCAACGUUGCCGACAGACUGGGGAAAAGAAUCCACAGAAGAGAUGACUGUGACCUGCCGCUGAAACGCUGCCUGGCAGCACGCCUGGGCGGGGUGGUGGGUGAGGACGAGGGCAACCCUUCUAAAGCUCCUAAACCCGUCAGGGAUAGACUGAGGAGGUCAGUUCAACCAAGUGCUCCAACAGAAUCAGACUGCCUCACAGCAGAGCCUCGUGGCGAGUCUGAUAAGGCUCCCCCAGAGAUCCACAUCAAGACACUGGAGGAGAUCAGACUGGCUAAGGCAGCCAAAUCCCAAAAUCUGAAAACUGCACCUCCCAUCACCACCACAGCCACUAAAACCUCUCCAAAGGUUUCCAAGAGGUCCAUUAUGGUCAAAGCGGCCUCCAUUGUCCAGGUCAAGACCUUCUCUGAGGUCCUUCACGCCAAGAAGAAGCUGCAGAAGGAACGUCUCCAGAAGACCAAACCACAGUCCUCUUCUGGAGCUCCCAGUGGCUCCCCCACCAAGGGCCCCGCGGAGGAAGCUGUGCCCGGCCGCGGGCUCAGCUUCACCCUCACUCCGGGGGUGAGGGUGAAGACCCUGGAGGAGAUCCGCAGGGAGAAAGCAGCCAGGAUGCAGGCCAAGUGCCAGGGGGAGGACGAGGGGGAGGCUGGGGGCAAGGCGGCCAGGAAACCCCAGUUACCACGCAUCAGAAAGCCUACUUCCCCUGAGGGCAGCAGUAACUCUCAGAAGAGCUGUGGGCCGGCUGAGAGCCCAGGAGAACCUACCAUCACCACAGAGGUCAAGGUCUGUGGUGCGUCUGGGAACGGUGUGAAGACCUUCCAGGAGAUCAUGCGUGAGAAGCAGCUCCGUAGGCAGGAGGACUUGGCAGCCUCCAACAGCCCUUCAGACAGCUCGGUGGAGGCAGAGACCGCUCGGUCUGAGCCCCCUGCCAUCCAGAGGAAGGUCAGAGUGCUGGCAAGCCCCUCCAGCUCCUCUCCCUCCUCCUCGCCGUGCCUCGUUCCGGAGCUGGCCCCCACUGUCCCUAAGGCUGUGCCUGUUGGCCAGCGCGUCCUCCUCAGCCCAAAGGUGGCUCCUCCCACCGUCAGCACUGCGACCUCCCCCCAGCACGGGCCCCCCCCCAAGCUGGCAGAGCCCUCCAGCCCUGCUCCAGGGAGGAGGGGCUUCCCAGGGCCCUCCCAGGAGGCCAGAGGAGUGGCCCCGCCUGCGCUGGACAGCACUCUGCUGAACCAAGAUGGCGCCCAUCACGAGUCCCCAGGACCAGCCACCGGGGCCAAAGUGCGGCCCAAGCUGAACGUGAAGCCGUCGGUAGUGAAGCCAGCAGCCCAGGUGAAACCGGGUCAGAAGCGCAAGGCAGCCGAGUCUGCUGUGGCGGCGGUCAAGCCCCUGAACAGCGCCUCCAGAGCACACGACAACAUGCCCAGCAAACGAACAGCGGUGUCCCUUCAGGUGUCCACACCCUCCUCCCUCCAGAUGCCCGCACCACCAGCGCUGGGGCCGAGCCCAGGCAUCAGCCCCCUGGAGGAGCUCCAGGCUGCCCACACGCUCAACACUGCCAUCCCCGGCAACACAGCUCCUGCCAGGGAUGCCUGCAGUGUCCCUCAGAGUCCUGUGACCAAGGUGGCGGGCGAGGGUCGCUCCCGACGCCUCAGCCUGGCCACCUCCUCGGGGCUGGACACAUUUGAGGAUCUGAUGAACGAGUUCACCGACAACCUGGAGGACGAACAGGACCGUGGCAAGGCUGGGGAUGACCUGCUCCGGGAGCUGUCUGAGAUGAUAGACAACUAAAGGACAGCUAGAGGACAAGCCUGCUUCAGUAUCUGUCUCAGAUGAUAGACAACUAGAGGACAGGAGCUGUCUGAGAUAUACACAACUAAAAGACAGCUAAAGGACAGGCCUGUUGCAGAAGCUGCCUGAUAUGAAGACAACUAAAGGACACACACCGCUACUCUCAACCUUAAUCAUCUGAAUAUGAAAUUGGACUCACAUUUAAAAACCCAUUGUUGAACAUCGAGUUUCAGCUGUCAGAACUCAUCUAAUGCCAUAGCUUUCCCAGCACCUUGUGGUCAUGGGCGUUAAUUAACAUAAUUUGCAUAUUACCAGACUUACACCAACAUGGACCCAUUCCACUUCAAUUAAAGUUUGUAGUAUUUCCUACUUUAGACAAUUUAUUUUUGUUUUUAUUCUGUCUUUACAUUUUAGUUGUUUCACUUGUUUGUUUUCUCAGGAACAGUCUUAAACGCUUUUACAUUUUUCUGUACUUCUAAUUGGUUUAAAUGAUACUAGUGAUGUACUCGUCCCUUACGAAUUGUUUUGGUUCUUUCCGUGCUCUUCUGUUUUUCUGGUGUUCUUAUAGAGAACCAAACCAACCAUAUAUCUACAGAAGAAAACCUGUCUAGUAAGCAUUCUCAGGCAAUUCCUGACCUUAUUAUUGGGCAUAUUUGUUCAUAAAACUGAUGUUGAAUCAUGUACCAUUGUUGCAGAAAGACUCAAACAUGUAUACUGUGUAUGCUCGAGUGAAUUCGCUUUUUAAAGGGACCCUUAGCAAGUGGCCGGGGACACUGCAACGCUGUCAAGUCUCUCAUCGAGGGAUCUGAAUUCUCAACAAUCAUGUACAGUUUUGUGUCUUUUUUGAGGUUUGAGCAAAAAUGGAGUUGAGAAUAUAGAAACAUUACUUAAACGAUUGGUUAAAGGGGUACCUGUCCAAAAGCAAGUCUUUUUAUGUAAAAAGUUGUUUUAGAUUCUUCACUUUUGUGGAAUGGUCUACCUUUGUGAUACAACAUCCAUUUUUGAGCAUUAGCUCCUAUAAAAACAAUUUUAUUUAUUAGCUGCACAUUUAUCAUAAAUGUAUAUCUUGUGCCACACAUUUAGCACGCAAGUCAUGUAUUUGGUACCUGCUUUUAACUUGAGUGGUAGAAUUGUUAACAACAUUUUGAAACAACUACUUGCUGUUCUCUCCCCCCCUCCCCCCCAAAAGAAAAAAAAAAUAAGAGGGGGAAAGAAAAAACAA
This is a messenger RNA of Osmerus eperlanus (European smelt), 5711 nucleotides long. RefSeq names its product zinc finger CCCH-type containing 11A (gene zc3h11a). The transcript has 19 exons. Gene Ontology annotation, molecular function: metal ion binding. Gene Ontology annotation, biological process: poly(A)+ mRNA export from nucleus. The record is from RefSeq and is a predicted model, not a curated record. NCBI's taxonomy places the organism in Eukaryota, Metazoa, Chordata, Actinopteri, Osmeriformes, Osmeridae. The coding region runs from base 1940 to 4489 and encodes 849 amino acids.